UUUGACCUGUUCAGUGUUGUCAGUAACGCGUUACUAAGUAACGCAUUACUGUAAUCUGAUUACUUUCUUCAGUAACGUGUAAUCUAACGCAUUCAUUUUUCAAAGCCAGUAAUCCGAUUAAAGUUAGUUUCCCUAGUUCAUGUGCGUUACUAUUUUGUUUUUGCCUCACAAUGUAUGUAGAAUGAAGAAUACUGUAGUCAUGUACGAAGAGCAUUUCUCAUCCGGGGAAAAGAAAAACGGGUCACGUGUGUUACGAUGCUGUUUGAGGCUGUCUGCCACGGCGGUCAACAACAUAGCAUUCUGACGAGGCAGCGAGGCUAACAUUGAAAGGCAGGAUAUAUACCGCAAAUGGAUGCCUUUGCUCACUGGAAAUACAGCCAUUACUUCACAUUUCUGUCCAGUAAAGAUGACAAAAAUAUCUCCGUGCGUUGCAAACUUUGCGCUGGCUGUAAAAGACUGUCGGCCGCUAAAAACUCUACAUUCAAUUCAACAAGGAAGCACUUGGAAUUACAGGACAACGCGGAAUCACAGGACAACGCGACAAAACUCGAAACAAAAUGUAUGAUUGCUGAUGAGAUGGGUCUUGGCAAGACAGUGCAGGCCAUUGCAGUGGCAUACGCUUUCCGGAAUGAGUGGCCUCUCCUUGUGGUGGUGCCCUCGUCCCUCAAAUACCCGUGGAUUGAGGAGCUGGAGCGCUGGAUCCCCGAGUUACAGCCUGGUGAUAUCAACCUCGUGGAGAACAAGAGCGACACCAUGGGUAUUAGCAGCAGUAAGGUGACUGUGCUGGGCUACGGCCUCCUGACGACAGACGCACGCCCCCUGGUGGAGGCGCUAAGCAGGCAGAGAUUCUCAGUGGUUGUGGUGGAUGAAUCGCACUACCUAAAAUCCAGGAAUGCGGCUCGAACUAAACUUCUGGUGCCCCUCAUUCAGAGUGCCAAGCGAGCCAUACUGCUUACCGGUACACCUGCCCUUGGUCGACCUGAAGAGCUUUUUAUGCAAAUCGAUGCACUUUAUCCCAAAAUGUUGGGAACAUGGACUGAUUAUGCCAAGAGAUACUGUAAUGCUCAUUACAGGUACUUUGGGCCCCGCAGGCAGUGGGAUUGUCGGGGGGCAUCCAACCUAGAGGAGCUCCACCAGCAGCUGAGCCAGAUCAUGAUCCGUCGUCUUAAGUCUGAGGUACUCAGUCAACUUCCCCCCAAAAUCCGCCAGCGCAUCCCAUUCGACCUUCCAAAGGAGGCUGCAAAGGAGGCCGCGGCCAGCUUCGCCGAGUGGGAGAAACUGAUGAACGGAUGCGUGUCGGAGGUCGACGCCACCGGAAACCCCUUUACUCUGGUCAUGAGCUUGAUCACGCAGAUGUACAAACAAACAGCAAUUGCCAAGGCCGGAGCUGUGAAAGACUACAUCAAAAUGAUGUUGGAGACAGAGCAACUCAAGUUCCUGGUUUUUGCCCACCACCUGACUAUGCUGCAAGCCUGCACAGAGGCUGCCAUUGAGGCCAAGACUGGCUAUAUUCGUAUCGAUGGCAGCGUCCCGGCUUCUGAGAGAAUCCAAUUAGUUCACAAGUUUCAGAAUGACCCAGACACAAGAGUGGCAAUCCUAAGCAUCCAGGCAGCUGGUCAGGGUUUGACCUUUACCGCGGCCAGCCAUGUGGUAUUUGCCGAGCUCUACUGGAACCCUGGGCAAAUUAAGCAGGCUGAGGAUCGUGCCCACCGUAUUGGACAAACGUCAUCUGUCAACGUGCACUACCUUAUCGCCAAUGGUACCUUCGACAGUGUUAUGUGGUCCAUGCUCAACAAAAAGGAAACUGUGACAGGCAGCACCCUGAAUGGAAGGAAGGCGUACCUGAAUGCAGAGGAGGGAGACAAGGACAGAUGGGACUUUCUUAACUUUGCCAGUGCAUGGACGCCGAGCAAGCUUCCCUUAGAGAUGAAUUCCGGUCUCGAUGCAGAUGAAGAGGUCUACUUCACUCAUUUUGAAAAGGAGAAACAGCAUGACAUCAGGAACUUCUUCAGCCCGAGUUCCAGCAAGAAGAAGAGAAAACGAUUGCAAGAUGAAGAAUCUUCUUCCAGCUCCUCAGAAACCAAUGAUUCUGCAGAUUCUAGUGGAAGAAACUCUGCGAGAAAGUCCAAGAAGAAAGAAAAGUCCUGCUCUCAAAUCUCCACGCACGCGGACGACUCUGACUUCUCCCCACAAACGAAGAGAAUCCGGGAGUUCCGCUCCGGCCGAAGGCCGAGGCCUAUGGAGGAGGCGAGCACGUCGGCCUGCUUCGGUGCCCAAGAAGAGGAACCAGAUUCUUCCAAUGAAACAUGGGCUUGCGGCAUGUGUACCUACUCAAACAGCCACUUGCUCCCAUACUGCGAGAUGUGUGGGUGGUCACGCUCAAGUUCAACACCAGAGCCCGGCAAGCUGGAGCAACCUCCUUUCACCGAAAAGGAGCAGCCGUCCGGCUCCGACCGAGAACCUGAGCUCGAUUGUCAGAAGUUGUGCGAAAGCAAACAGAGCGAGAAGGAGAAUAAGCCUCGGAAAGACAAACAGGAAGCCGGAGAUCCAGAGGGAGGGGACGAGCGGCGGCUCAAAGGCAAACAAUCAGCGGGAAAGCGAGAUGCUACAGGCAACUCUGACGGUGGCAGCUGCGUUACCCGCGAUCACACUCAUGAACUGUCAGCUGCCAACAUCAUUGACGGAGAGGAAAGUGGUAAUCCUGCAUACCAGGGUCUGCGGUUCUGCGCUAGCCAAUACACAGACAGAAUAUACAUCUACGAUAAGGACGGUGCUCCAUUGAACUUGAGCUUCAUCCCCCUGGACAUCAAACUAACCAACUGGGACGACCUGCCCGAGGAUUUCAGCCGGCACGCAGAAAAUCGAACACAGGUUCAGCGCUUUGUUCAGGAAUGGAGCGGAUUGGCAGCCAUGAAGCAGAAACUGCUGCGACGUAGCCAUCUCCUCUACCACAGCCCCACCCUUGGCUUGCAGAUGCUUGCCACCGCUCAGACACCUCGCAGCAGCACCAAGAGGUACCUUAGUCGAGAUGAUGUGGCUCAGGCCUCGCUGACAAAGGCCCAGCAGGAGGGAGGCAGCGUGCGGGUGGUCACCAAGGAGAACUUCUCAAGCAAGAGGUCCACCGCGUCAUUAGUGUCGCCCCCUUCAGAGAGCUCAAUAAAGGAUGUUGGAGAGCAGCCAUCACCAGGCUUUCUGCAGGCAGUGGACCGCCAAGGUAUCCCGCUCUGUUUGUCCUGCCAGAAGGCCUGCCAGACCACCGGUGGGGCCUGGGACUCCCGAUUUUGCAGCUUCAAGUGCCAGGAAGAGUUCCAGUUGCGCACAAGUCAAACGUACAUGCGCUCACGGGUGUUGGAGGCGGAGAAGGGGAUCUGUCAGCACUGUGGACUCCACGCCCACGACGUAUUCGUCAAAGUCCGCGACGCUCCGCCCUCCCGGCGAAAGGAGCUGCUUGAGAAUACUUGGCUCUCCCAACUGUCGCUCAAACAGUUGAAUGACAUGAUCCGUGCUCCGGUAGAAGGUGAUUUCUGGCAAGUGGACCACAUCCGUCCAGUCUACAGUGGAGGAGGACAGUGCUCUUUGGACAACCUGCAGACACUCUGUACUGUCUGCCACAGAGCUAGGACGGCUCAGCAGGCCAAGGAUCGCAGCCGCAUGAGGAAGAGCACCGCAGCCAACAAGCUUGCGUCAGACAUCAGCAGGUUCUUCAUUAAGAAAUGAUUCUCAGCGCUCACCGUCGUUGAGUCCCAACCGGCGCUCCUAAGACGUAUCGUGAUUUUUCUCUCUUAUAGAAAACAAAAGGCCAAACUACUUUAUCUGCUUUUUGUUGUUGUUUUUUUAUCACGGCAAUAGCGAAGAGCAAGCUCACCCCCCCUCUCGUCCCUGAACCAUCACAAGCGUGCGGCGAGGGGGGUAGGUAGGGGGAGCUUGAUUUAUUGCUGCCCCCUUUUUGCCGGAGGUGUAAAUGGAGCAAGUUGCUUCACAGCUGCUAUUUUCAGAUUUUGCAAAGUUAGUGCAACGUUGCAGGUGAGCCUGGUCAUAAAUUAAAAACCUCCCAUUCAACAAGCGAAGAUAGAUGAGCAUCUUGUGGAAUAAAAACCUAUUUUGAUGUCCCUCUUCUGUGUUCUUUUUCCACACUUUCUGUCAGGGGCGCCGUAUCGGGGUGAAAAGUGAUACUGAUUCUAAGGACCCAUGCCCUGAUGGGGCCCACAAAGAAAAUUAGAACAUUAGGUAAUUGUUUGCCAAUUUAAAUAUUAAUUAUUAUAAUUUUAAUAGAAAUAAAAUGAAGGGUUUCUUUUUCUUGUUUUGUUUUUGGCGAAAAGUAAACACCCAGAAAGCAUAUGUAUUGCCAGCCACAACCACCCAACCCCUGUAUUUUCAUUAAAUGGUUUGGUCCGCCGUCCCUUGGAUCAGACCGGGAGCAGCGGUGCGCAUUUACACUAGUCAGUGACUCAGAGUGCGCGGUACUGCAGAAAUGUUUUCAAAACAAAAAUCUGGUUAUCAAAAUAGGAAAGAAAGCAAAACAGGAGAGGGUUAGAAAAGCCUAACCGGAUGUGACUAAGUACUUCACAAAGGAAAGUGUCUUGUGUCAGUGUAGUGCUGAAAAUCAACCUGUUAUCUCAGCCCACUCCAGCCUUAUCUGGAACCUCACGAUGUCUUUUACAAAGCUCCAAAGCGAGGUCCCAGCUCACUUAGUAAGAAAUACGGGAUUUUCCGGGCCUCAAUGAGCGACAUUCACCUAUUCAAAAACAUGAAUUCGAAAUAAUGACUGCGUUUUUUGGUAUCCUACAGAUGUUGAAAGUUGGUGUGGAAAUAU
Molecule: messenger RNA, 4813 nt
Organism: Corythoichthys intestinalis (scribbled pipefish)
Lineage: Eukaryota; Metazoa; Chordata; Actinopteri; Syngnathiformes; Syngnathidae
Gene: zranb3
Product: zinc finger, RAN-binding domain containing 3
Exons: 21
Coding region: 349-3717 (1122 amino acids)
Biological process (GO): DNA repair; replication fork processing
Molecular function (GO): endonuclease activity; ATP binding; nucleic acid binding
Source: RefSeq, a predicted model, not a curated record